AUGAACCUGGAUACAUGGUGUGUUACGUACCUGUCUACCUACCUUGUUCCUGUAGCAAAUCUUGGUCAAUCAACGGGAGCAUCUUCUUUACAACCGACUUUUGCUGGAAACAGCUCAGUACCCGUGACACAAACAGAGUCCCAGAGCGUGCUGGCGUCUGAUACGUCGGUUACAACUUCUGCUACAUCUUCAGAAGCUCAAUCGGGCUCAGAAACAGGGUCAUUUGUUCCAACGACCGGAACUCUGACCGACCAAAUCACCACCUCAUCAGGAUCUAUCAUUAGCAGCGAUGCCCUCACUACCUCAACAGGCAUAAUAGAACCACCAGGCCGCCCCGUGAUAUUCCUCAUCUCCGCUCCCAAACCCCGCAAACGACAAAACACAGACAAAGGUUUCGUCGGAAACAACAAUCCAUCAAUUUGCACCUUUGCUCAAAGUUUCAACCUCGCUGAAGAGCAGCUCUUCAUAGGAGGAGUUCCAUUAUUCUACGACGGUGAAGAUUACAAGGAGCUUGCUGCGGGACCUUCGCCUCCGGCAGGUGCUGUUACGAGACUCUUCACUGCAGCUGGUCGGUCGCUGCAGGUGGAUUUGCCUGGUCGUGAUGUAGGAUUCUGUCAAGCGAGGGAUGGGAGGGUUUAUGUAAUUUUUGCGAGUGGACCGGUUGGAUGUGAGGCUGUGACUUUGGAGGUUUAUGAUGCCAACGUCACACGCUCUUCAGAGACAACGGAGGCUGCUGAGAGUAGCUCCGAGGAGAGUACCUCAGCUGCCACGACUAAAACUACGACUGAAGCUGGACAGUUCACCACUGAGGACGAAACGACUGUAGAGGCUGCUAUUGAGAGCGAGACUACCACCGCCGAGGCUGCAACUACGACAGAUACAACGACUGCCGUUUUUACCACUCAAGAGAGCUCAACUGUAGCCACAACUGCUGAAGAGACGACCACCGAAGACCUUACAACCAUCGAGUCAACAAUUGACACUCCAACAACAACGACAACACAACCUCUGCCCUAA
This is a messenger RNA of Fusarium proliferatum ET1, 1017 nucleotides long. RefSeq lists its product as uncharacterized. The transcript has 3 exons. The record is from RefSeq and is a predicted model, not a curated record. NCBI's taxonomy places the organism in Eukaryota, Fungi, Ascomycota, Sordariomycetes, Hypocreales, Nectriaceae. The coding region runs from base 1 to 1017 and encodes 338 amino acids.